This is a messenger RNA of Aspergillus lentulus, 282 nucleotides long. RefSeq lists its product as uncharacterized. Lineage: Eukaryota; Fungi; Ascomycota; Eurotiomycetes; Eurotiales; Aspergillaceae. The record is from RefSeq and is a predicted model, not a curated record.
AUGAGCGAACCCAUAGACAGCGACAGUACGUAUGGCACGUACGACACCCAAGCAUCUACCAACUACGGUGUCCGUGGAACCAGACAGCUCAACAAUAGAAACCACAAAAACAAACCCAUGAGAAAAGAAUACUAUGCAUCCGGAAUCAACGACAUCGGCUGGUGGUACGACUACGACUACAAAUCACCUGGCCUUGGUCUGGGAGACUAUACAACAUCCGCCACCGAAGCACCGGUCGAGAGAUCCACGACUGAAGCUUCUCAGGACAGAAGCGAGAAAUAG